This is a messenger RNA of Drosophila subpulchrella, 2625 nucleotides long. Its product is annotated as esterase B1. NCBI's taxonomy places the organism in Eukaryota, Metazoa, Arthropoda, Insecta, Diptera, Drosophilidae. The transcript has 8 exons. Gene Ontology annotation, molecular function: hydrolase activity. The record is from RefSeq and is a predicted model, not a curated record. The coding region runs from base 340 to 2274 and encodes 644 amino acids.
CUCCCGUUAAGGAAAAAAUAACACGGCAAUAAAAACAGCGGCAGCAAAACAAAAUGGUAUAAUGUCUGUAUUAGUUCAAGACAAGCACAGUGAACAAAUUCGAAAAUAAUCGCAAGCAAUUUAAAUUGAGACCACCGCUGACAGACUUGUGGUGGAAAAGCUGAAAACUGAGCCAAGUAAACUGACUGUGAGCCAAGUUGAGUGGAGUCAAGCGCAAGAGCGUCUUAAGAUUCGAGCCCCAGCUGUUGACAUUCGCGUCUUUAUCUUGGCCCUGACCAAGAAGUUGGCUCAGAAGCGUUGCGCACUUCGAUUCGAUAUUCGUCGAAAAGCAAACGCACAAUGACAACCACUGGACUUCGGCCGAUGCUGAGCCUCCUGCUUUUGGGACUGGGCCUAAUACUCUUCUGCGAUGUCAGCUCCUCGAUUGCCAUAGCCCCCUCGACUUUUGGCACGGCUAUAGCACGUGCCGGGAAGAUCUCCAACCAGCUUAAGGAGACAACGGCCUGGAAAACCCUGACAUCGCAUCCGAACUCGCUGGUGCAACUGCUGCCAUCGAGGGCCAUGCGAGUGGUGCAGGAGGUGGUGCGAUCUCUGCGGAAAGAGCGUGAGAUCGUGGCUACCACCUCACUGGGAAAAGUUAGGGGUCGCUAUCAGAAGUAUCGAUCUGGAGAGAGGGGAGGCUACUACAGCUUCAAGGGAAUGCGCUAUGGAGCAGCACCCACAGGAGCCAGAAGAUUCCGAGCUGCUGAGCCGGAGAAGCCGUGGUCAGGCAUCCGAGAUGCUUCUCGGGAGGGUCAGAGUUGUCCGCACAAGAACAUGAUCCUGGACACCUUCAAGGGAGAUGAGGAUUGCCUGUUCGUCAACGUCUUCACCACUCGCAUGCCCAAAGAGGAGGAGUCCGGGGAGCAGCCCAAGCUGCCUGUGAUGGUUUGGUUACAUGGCGGAGGCUUCUCCUUUGGUUCCGGCAACUCCUUCCUCUAUGGACCCGACUACCUGGUGGCCGAGGAUAUCGUUCUUGUGACCCUCAACUACCGAUUGGGUCCACUGGGAUUCCUUACCGCUGGACCAGAUGCCCCUGGUAAUCAGGGUCUAAAGGAUCAGGUGCUGGCUCUGAAGUGGGUUCGGGACAACAUUGCUGCCUUUGGCGGAGAUCCCAACCAGGUGACCGUUUUCGGAGAGUCCGCUGGAGCCUCGUCUGUCCAGUUGCUUCUGCUUUCGCCACAGGCCAAGGGACUUUUCCAGCGAGCGAUUUCCCAAAGUGGUUCGGCAUUGAAUCCCUGGUCCAUGGCGGCCAGUUCAAGUCAGCGAGCUGCCCGUUUGGCCGCCAAUCUGGGUUAUGUGGGUGCCAACAACACCGAGGACAUCCUCGACUUCCUGCGCAGGGUUCCGGCCAUGAAACUGGUGGAGGCAGCUCCAACCACCAUAACCGCCGAGGACCAGAGAAAUAACAUUGGUCUGCCUUUUGUGCCCGUGGUAGAGGGAUACUGGAAUCAGGAUUCCCAAGAGGAGCAGUUCUUGGAACAGCCCUUCUUGACCCAACAUCCCAGCGACAUGUACCACACGCAGAAUUUCAACAGUGAUGUUUCCUACAUGACGGGCUACAAUACACACGAGGCCAUGCUGUUUAUAAGAAGACUUCGGAAGAAUCCCCAAUUGCUAAGCAUCAUUGAGAACGACUUUGGCCGCCUGGUGCCUCAAGAUUUGAAUGUUACCCAAUCCCAUGAUAGAGUGACCCGUGAGAUAAGAUCUUUUUAUCUAGGCAGCAAGCAUGUGGGCAUUGAAUCGGUGGAUGAGAUGAUAGCACUCCUCACGGAUCUCAUGUUCCUUCAGGGAAUUCGUAAGACGGCCCGGAAUCAUGCCAAAUACGGAAAUGCCCCCGUUUACAUGUACCGCUUCUCAUUCGAUGGAUCUUUGGGUCUGUACAAACGGAUGUUGGGGAUUCCCCGACCUGGAGUUUGCCACGGCGAUGAAUUGGGAUACCUGUUCAAGUUCGGGUUUUUCAACCUGAGUCUGGAUCCCAAGUCGAUGGAGGUGCAGGUCAAGAAUCGCAUGGUGCGCAUGUGGACGAAUUUCGCCAAAUACGGCUCCCCCACGCCGGACAUCGAGGACCCCAAUCUGACCACCAAGUGGACUCCCAUCGAUCCCACCAAUGUGAUGAACAGCCUCAACUACAUGGACAUCUCGGCCAAUCUGGCGAUGAAAACGAAUCCCGAGCCGGAGCGUCAGAGGUUCUGGGAUGAGAUGUAUCAGCACUACAAUGGUGCUGCCAUGUGAAAGGACAUCAAAUUACCGUCACAAAACACAUAACACACACCACACACUCACCCUCACACUUUCGUAUUGCCAUUUUGUGAAAGAUCGCGCGAAACCCAGAAUAUUUAAUUGCAAAAUUCAUUGUACAAUUUUCGUAGUUUCUAGGAAUUGUUAGCUUAUACUUUUAGCUAUAUAAUUAGCAACUAGCUCCUAAGUGUUUCAGCAUUUAUCCACACCAACACCUAUCACUCUCAUAACCCAAAGUCAAGAUGUCUUUCCUUACUACACGUGUAUCCACAAUAACCAGGUGUAAAUAGUCAGAGUCUAUCUUAUGCAUAAUGCAUUUUGUAAAUUAAAAUUAUUUUAUUAUUA